Gavialis gangeticus (Gharial) is the source of this 2026-nucleotide messenger RNA. RefSeq names its product death associated protein kinase 2 (gene DAPK2). The transcript is spliced from 9 exons. Gene Ontology annotation, cellular component: cytoplasm; nucleus. Gene Ontology annotation, biological process: intracellular signal transduction; protein phosphorylation; positive regulation of apoptotic process. The record is from RefSeq and is a predicted model, not a curated record. The coding region runs from base 19 to 1512 and encodes 497 amino acids. Gene Ontology annotation, molecular function: protein serine/threonine kinase activity; ATP binding. Lineage: Eukaryota; Metazoa; Chordata; Crocodylia; Gavialidae.
UCUUAUUUAUGUGCAUCAAUGAGGAGACCAGGUAUGGCUGUGUUCAAACAGCAGAAGGUAGAAGAUCUAUAUGAAAUUGGGGAAGAGCUGGGAAGUGGCCAGUUUGCUAUAGUGAAGAAGUGCCAAGAGAAAGGUACCGGAGUAGAAUAUGCAGCUAAAUUCAUUAAGAAGCGUCAGAGCAGGGCCAGCCGCCGUGGAGUGAGACGGGAGGAAAUUGAACGGGAGGUGAAUAUUCUGCAGCAGAUCUUACAUGGCAACAUCAUCAAGCUGCAUGAUGUCUACGAGAACAAGACAGAUGUGGUGCUCAUCCUUGAGCUAGUGUCUGGAGGAGAACUUUUUGACUUCCUAGCACAGAAAGAGUCUUUGAGUGAGGAGGAAGCAACCAGGUUCAUUAAGCAGAUUUUGGAUGGUGUUAAUUACCUCCAUUCCAAGAAAAUUGCACAUUUUGAUUUAAAGCCUGAAAAUAUUAUGCUUCUAGACCAGAACAUCCCUAUUCCACACAUAAAGCUCAUUGACUUUGGCCUGGCCCACAAAAUAGAAGAUGGAGUAGAAUUUAAAAAUAUUUUUGGGACACCGGAGUUUGUAGCUCCGGAAAUAGUAAACUAUGAACCACUUGGGCUAGCUGCAGAUAUGUGGAGCAUAGGAGUCAUCACUUACAUACUGCUGAGUGGUGCAUCACCUUUCCUUGGAGAAAAUAAGCAGGAAACUCUUGCCAACAUCACAGCUGUGAAUUAUGAAUUUGACGAGGAAUUUUUCAGUCACACCAGUGAUCUGGCAAAAGACUUUAUCCAGAAACUCCUGGUGAAAGAUACACGGAAGCGACUCACAAUUCAGGAAGCGCUCUCUCAUCCUUGGAUAACGACUCACCAGCUGAAGGGAGAGACAAAAGUCCAAGAAAACAAGAAGGCUGAGAAUACACAGCUGAAAACAAAACGUUUGAAAGAAUACACCAUAAAGUGCCAUUCAAGUAUGCCACCAAACAACACCUACAUCAAUUUUGAGCGCUUUGCCCAUGUGGUAGAAGACAUUUCUCUGAUGGAACGUGGUUUUAGUACUCUAGCUGUGUCUCAUGAUUCUUUGCAGGAGGACAUAGAUGCAUUGGUUUCCAUUUAUAAUGAAAAAGAAGCUUGGUACAAAGAAGAAAAUGAAAAUGUGAGGCACAAGCUUUCUCAGCUUAAGUAUGAAUACCGUAAAAUCGAAUCUCUGAAGAGACAUCUGCAGGACGAUAUCCAGACUAUAGGUGCCAGUCUUGCAAGUGUCACUGGGAAAUGCAUUGAUCUACAGUCUCGAUAUGAGUCUCUGAGUCGGGAACUUUCUGAAGAACUCGGUUGGAUCCAGGAUUUAAUGAGUAAUUUUCAGCAGGAGAAUGGAAAUGAAGCAUCUAUGAAUGGAAACUUUGGCUCUGUUUUUAACAAAGAUAUUAAUGAAUCACUAAUGGAGCUGUUAAACAGAUCUUGCUGUGAAGAAUUCCUUGCAGGAUUGAAUCUUGAUGUUGCAGACUCAAGUCAAUAAUGGUGACUUGGGUUUCUAAUGCAGGAAGGUCUCUGUUUUCCUGUCUGUCUUGUUAUACAGCAGUAAAAAUAUCUGUUACCUCAGCAGAAAAACAUUAUGUAGGCAUCAAAACAAAAUAUUGUUGUGUUGCACAAACUUCUUCAGUGUUUUUAGUGAUGACAUUCUUGUGACAAGUUUAGUUUCUGAAUUCUUAGAGGAGUUGAUAUCACAUUAUUACAAGGCUCAUUUGCCCCUGAAGCUAUUUUGUUUUAACAUUACCAUGAAAUGUUAAAUAUACCAGUCCUGAAGAUUAAUGGGUAAUUUACAUGAAAUGUUUAUUUACAGUUACCACAUGCCUUAAAGCCUAAAAAAAAAUCAUAGAAACAUCCUUGUUUGGAUAAAGGAAAUAGUCAUGCAGAUCAGAUAAUUGAGAAUACUUAUGAAAGUUAAUUCAGCCAUAUAAACUGGAGCAAGUGAUGCAGUGAUUUAUCAGUUCGUACUAUGAAAAUCUCCAUGAAAAUCACUGCUGCUGAAG